Messenger RNA from Danaus chrysippus (African queen), 552 nucleotides. Lineage: Eukaryota; Metazoa; Arthropoda; Insecta; Lepidoptera; Nymphalidae. The record is from the annotation of a GenBank genome assembly.
AUGGUUCACACUAAUUUAGAAGGAUCUUUGUUUGAACCAACGCUAUACAUCGUCAAAGGCAUGUGUAUACUUGACAAUGAAGGCAACAGAAUCCUCGCCAAGUACUACGAUAAAGAUAUUCUACCGACACCCAAAGAACAGAAGGCAUUCGAAAAGAACUUGUUCAACAAAACCCACAGGGCCAAUGCUGAAAUCAUUAUGUUAGACGGCCUUACAUGUGUAUACAAGAGCAAUGUGGACUUAUUCUUCUAUGUUAUGGGAAGUUCACAUGAGAAUGAGUUAUUACUCCAAUCAGUUCUAAACUCACUAUAUGAGUCAGUCAGUAUACUUCUUCGUCGGAAUGUUGAGAAAAGAGUUCUCAUGGACAAUUUGGAUGCAGUGAUGCUCGCAUUCGAUGAGAUCUGUGAUGGCGGGGUGAUUCUUGACUCAGACCCGAGCUCCAUAGUUGGCAGAGCUGCCUUGAGAGGUGAAGAUGUGCCGCUCGGAGAACAGACAGUUGUUCAGGUAAUGCAACGGGUCAAUGACCUGUUUUGGGAAAUUUUUAAAAAUUAG